This is a messenger RNA of Mya arenaria, 2627 nucleotides long. RefSeq names its product galactocerebrosidase-like. Gene Ontology annotation, biological process: galactosylceramide catabolic process. The transcript is spliced from 19 exons. Bases 205 to 2232 code for a protein of 675 amino acids. Lineage: Eukaryota; Metazoa; Mollusca; Bivalvia; Myida; Myidae. Gene Ontology annotation, molecular function: galactosylceramidase activity. The record is from RefSeq and is a predicted model, not a curated record. Gene Ontology annotation, cellular component: lysosome.
AAGUAGGUCACGUGUGGCAAUCACCUGAUAAGGAGAUAAAUUAUCGGUCACAUGAUAGCCAAGUUAUUGUGGCCUGUUUGAACACUGAUUUAACAACCAGAUUGAAUUAAACGUAUUCCAGUGCAUUUUUAGUGUAUUUAAAAGUGCCAUUCUGGCAUAAUAAUUUAAAUCAAAUAAUCAUAUAUAUACAUCCCAGCUUUUAAGAUGUUGGCCCAUUUCCUGGUUCCACUGCUGAGCCUUUUGUCUCUGUCUGCUGGCCAGUAUACAUUUAGUGACAAUAACGGGUUUGGGCGGAGAUUUGACGGCAUAGGUGGAUUGAGUGGCGGUGGGGCCACCUCCAAGCUGCUGCCAGGCUACCCACAACAUCUCAGGGAUCAGAUCUUAGACUACCUCUUCAAGCCUAGUUUUGGUGCAUCUCUCCACAUAUUGAAAGUUGAGAUUGGCGGUGGGUCAAUGAGUGGAGUCGGGAGUGAGGCGACACAUAUCUACUAUGAUGGGGAUGAAAAUUAUGAGCGAGGCUACGAGUGGUGGAUCAUGAGAGAGGCUAAGAAGAGGAACCCCAAUAUCAAGAUAUAUGGGCUCCCGUGGGUGUUUUCGGGAGUGGUGAGCAAGGGACAGUCAGAUUCUCCAUACACCUUUCCUGACCGCACGGUGGACUAUAUCAUCAAGUGGAUCAAGGGAGCCCAAGACCACCAUAACAUCACCGUAGACUACAUUGGGGAAUGGAAUGAACAGAAUUACAACAUUACAUAUCUCAAGCUGUUACGUGCAGGGCUGGACAGUGCGGGCUUCAGCCACGUGAGGAUUGUCGCCGCGGACGACUUCCAGGCAGAGUUUGAGACAUCCCUGGCUCGUGACAUGCUCCUGGAUCCUGAACUCUCUGCCUCCGUCGAUAUAUUUGGGGUGCAUUACUCGAGCACCUUGAGUAACAUGGGUUCACUACAGUGGGGUAAGCAGCUGUGGGCGUCAGAAGACUACAGCACCCUCAACAACGACCAGGGGGCUCGGUGCUGGGCUAGGAUCCUGAACCAGAAUUACGUCAAUGGGUUAAUGACAAGCACCAUAUCUUGGAACCUAAUAGCCUCCUACUACAUUGGUAUGCCGUACCAGGGCUGCGGGCUGAUGACGGCUAAUGUGCCGUGGUCCGGGUAUUACGAGGUCAGCCCUACCAUAUGGACGACUGCCCACACGACCCAGUUCACAGAGCCUGGCUGGAUGUACCUGAGCCAUCAUUCUGGUGUGGGCCAACUUGUGGGCGGGGGCAGCUAUGUCGCCCUGGCCAGCCCAGACAACAAGCAUCUGACUAUCAUCUUAGAAACUAUGAGUACGACAGGCUCCGACUCAACAUGCCUACACGAGGAAUUGAGACCUUACUCCGUGCAGAAACAAAAUGUCACCUUUACCCUCGAUGGCAGCUUUAAAGGUAUAGGCAUGUUGCAUGUGUGGUUCAGCCAGAUAGGGACCCAGGACCAGAACAAUUCUUCAGUCUUCUUCUACUACCAGGGAGAAAUAAAGCCAAACCCUAAGGGGGAGUUUGAGUUAUUCAUGGUGGACAAGAACCAGAUCUACACGCUGACUACACUGGCGACAGGAUCUCAUGGGACUUACCCAGCCCCACCAGGCCCGGAACCCUUCCCCUUCCCAUAUAUGGACACUUUUGAUGAUGUUGUGGAGCACCAGGAGCCCUACCUUGUAGCCCCUAUGGCAGGCUCGUUUGAGGUUGUUACAGAGCCUGGGUCUCCUAGCAACAAGGUUCUCCGCCAGAUGACUGUCCUGCCUCCUGUUGACUGGUGCGAGACUGAGAACUUCACACUCGCUCUGCUUGGAAAUAUUACAUGGACAGAGUUUACGGUAGAGACAUCUUUCUCUCUGGACGUGUUGAAUGCAUCAGAGGGCGUGUUUGUGGCCCAGCGCAUCAACAGUGGUGGCUGUUAUACAGUCGGCGGGGGAGGCCUGCUUUUCUUUGUGUUCCCAAGCAAUGGAACAUUCCAAGUCUGGAAUGACCCAAGGCGAGCCACUCUGCUUAGUUACGGCCCGGCUGAAGAGCUGACCAGGACGGGCUACAACAAAAUAUCUCUGAAAGUCAAGGAUGGGUUUGCGGAGGGCUCUGUAAACGGGAAGAUGGUAUUUGGGCUCCGGAUGCCUGCCUCACCUGCCUCUGGGUUUGCUGCUAUUGGCACAGCGGGCUUCGGACACGCAGAUUUUGACUAUAUAUCACUGCUGCCUUCUUGAGUCAGGAUCUCAUAGAAAAUUGCUAUGUUUUAUAUUUUUCUCCCACAAAGGUGAUAAAAUUAUCAUUUUAAUUCUUAAGAUUAUUUUUACAAGUUAAAAGUUUUUCCAAUCAGAUUUAUUUAGAAAAGAUUUGUUUCCUUUUCGUUGAACAUAAUAUGAAUUUAUACACUUUUGAAAUUUUAUGCAAAUGUUUGUUACGUGGUUUAUAUAGAUUUUUUAAACACAUCAAAAUAAACACAGUGCAAUAAAUUUUCUACCAAGAGACCAAGAGAAUCAUGAUAGGACUUCAAAGAGUGCGGAUGAUUACAUUCCAUACUCAACUGUGAUAGAUUAUUGGCAAUUUAUAUUGUGCCAUAACAUGUAUAUAUACAACAUAAUAAAGUAUAAGAAAAGUU